This is a messenger RNA of Podarcis raffonei (Aeolian wall lizard), 1345 nucleotides long. It is a transcript of the gene BTBD19, whose product is annotated as BTB domain containing 19. The transcript is spliced from 8 exons. Bases 266 to 1138 code for a protein of 290 amino acids. Gene Ontology annotation, molecular function: protein binding. Lineage: Eukaryota; Metazoa; Chordata; Lepidosauria; Squamata; Lacertidae. The record is from RefSeq and is a predicted model, not a curated record.
UCUGCGGUCCCUCCCAGAGCAGCUGGAUUUUAGGGCCUGGGCAGCUGCUGUUGCCUGGCAAUGAGCUAUGUUGCUCCCCCCUUUUCUGGCCUUUCUCUGCAUUCCUGCCUUGCAGCUGAGCGCCCAGCCAGCCGUGACUUCUCUCAGCUAUAUCUUUAUCACAGACAGCCAGGCCAAGGAAGCCCCCGCUGAGCCCCUGAACGUGCCUGCUGCCCUGCUCUCCUAGGCCUGGUCGUGAUCCUGAUCCGGAGCCCAUUCCCUAACUAUGGCCUCUCCUUGCUCAGCUGUCCUGCUAGGGGAUUCAGCUGCCUUUGCUGCCGCCCUCAGGACUCUCAUCAACAACCCACAGUUCAGUGAUGUGACAUUUCUGGUAGGCAGAGAGCAGAAGGAAAUCUUUGCCCAUCGCUGCCUCCUCACUUCCCGCUGCCAGGCACUCCAUGCAAUGUUAAGCCAGCCCCAGGAGAUACAAGCCCCACUGAUCCUGAGCCACGUGCAGCCAGAGGUGUUCCUCGCAGUCAUUGAGUAUCUGUACACCAAUAAUGUCACCCUCAACAACAACAUUGCCCUGGAGGUCCUGACUUCAUCCAUAGAGUAUGGGCUGGAUGACCUCAGAAAGCUAUGUGUUGAAUUCAUCAAGGACACACUGAGUGUGGAUCAGGCCUGUGAGGCCUUUCAGGCAGCUGUAGCAUAUGGGCAGGUGGAUUUGCAGAUGCAUUGCCUGGCUUUCAUCGAGAGUUGUACUCAGGAUGUGGUGCUAACACGUGGCUUCUUGGAAUUGUCGGAACUGGCAAUGCAAACUAUCUUGCACAGUGACUGUUUGGCCAUCGAUGAGGUGAAGCUGAUUCGUGCUGUUCGGGAAUGGGCUCAUGUUGGAUCUGCUGUUCUAGACAGGACUGUCCACGAUGUGGCGGCAACAGUGGUGCCAGGGCUGCGUCUGGAUCUGCUGUCACCAAGUGAGCUGACCACGCUGGAGGAGGAGAACAAGAAGGACCAAAUGAUUCCAGUGGAAAGCCUGGCUCAGGCCUGGAAGAUACAUGCACUACGGAAGGGGUGUGGAAUGCGGUCCUCCUUGCGCCAGCGCCGGCGUGGAACACUGUCGCGGGAACAUCAACGCCCCCUUGACCCACAGCACAAGUGACAUGGUGACACCUGAAUAAGAAGGGGGUAAUACUUCCAUGCCCAGCCCAUCCAGCUUUGCUCAUGUUGGCACUGGGAACUUGCAGCUGCUGCUUUGAAUGCCUUGGGGGCGCCCUGCCUGGAGCCUGAGCCUUACAGUCAAUUGACAGAGAGAGGUAGGGGAGAGUUCCAUUGUGUAAGGGGGAAAGGCCUGGUUUCCAUCAGAGGU